Messenger RNA from Alternaria arbusti, 2457 nucleotides. RefSeq lists its product as uncharacterized. The record is from RefSeq and is a predicted model, not a curated record. The transcript has 2 exons. Lineage: Eukaryota; Fungi; Ascomycota; Dothideomycetes; Pleosporales; Pleosporaceae. Bases 1 to 2457 code for a protein of 818 amino acids.
AUGAAACUCCUUGUCAGCGUACUGACCUUAUCCCUGGGCACGCAUGCUCUGGCUUUCGACUUCGCUCUAGCAGCUCCUAUCAAACGCGGCGAGCGUGCGACACCUACAAUAACUAAGACGAUAUAUCAUACGGAAGUGCGAAGACUAUCUACAAGCUUCAAGGACCACCAUGUUAGGAGCGAAAGCUUGGUGUCUGACUCCUCUGCAUCUGUCGCUGAUGUUGUCUUCGAGGCUAUGAACGGGGACACCGCGUCAUCCAUGGCAGCAGCGUUCCUUUGGCCGAGGGGAGCAAGUGGACAGAAGCCUACGAUUUCCCAGCCACCGGUUACUGGCCUACCUGUGAUUUUCAACGCGAGGCAAGUCGGAUUCGUACAUUUCGACGAUGACACCAAACGCGAAGAGGCUCUUCAUUCCGGAGUGACAAUCGUCAAUAGGAGGAUCACAGACCUCUACCAUAUCAAGAUCGAUCUCGCAUCUGAAGGCUACAUUUCAGUCUUCAUGUCCAACAGUACAGCCUCUGCGUUCUGCAAAAGCGAGGUAGAGCUGGACUCGGAGGGUGGGCCAAAAGGAGAACUGCAGCUAGCUGUUCGGAAUUCCACAAAGGUCGUGGGUAUACCUCUUCACCAAGAAGCGGCUGAUAGCUUCUGCCUACAUUUUAAGGACGCGGAGGGUGUCGACAGUCCACCGAGUGGCAAAGCUUCUGGAAGCUUCACGGCAACAGCCUCGGCAUCGGAAGGGAAGACGUCGAAGGUCACACCCAGUGAGACAACGUCGGAGAGUGUGUCGAAGUCAUCCAAGCACGCGUCUACGGUAGUCACCGCUUCGGAGACUGACACUGAUGACUCGGCUUCAGCAACAUCCGCGACCUCGACCGACAAGAACACAUCUUUGAACAACUUCGAUAUUACUCAUGAGAUAGAGACUUCGAAGUCCACAAAACGUGUACCGACAGAAACUACCCCCUCUGAGUCGGGAUCUGCUACCACUGAUGAAGGUACAGAUAUGACCGUGUCUAAGACCUCCAAAGCGGACGACAGCAGCAGUGGAUCUGAGGCAACAAAGUCUUCAAAGCACAAGUCCACGUCUGUAACGGCUUCUGACAGUGACUUGGACACUUCGGAAUCGGCAACCGACGUGUCCAGCAAGCACAAGACCAAAUCUACAGCGAGCGGAGUUGACGAAGAUUCGUCAAAAACGGUCGAAGCUUCAGGUACACCAACGGUGUCAAAGGCUGCGAACGCCGACCCUUCUGACACCGAAGAGAGCGCUUCACAUUCGACCAAGGCAAAUUCAAAGACUCCCGAUGCUAAUAAGACUGAGGAGAUGCCCGAAUCUGCAACAUCGGUCCAGGAGUAUCGAGGUCCAGCUGUAGACCCGGCAAACCCUGCUGACCUAGACACAUCCACCACGCCCAAGGCCACACCCGCCGCUGUUCCUGUCAGCACAACUACGGACGAGCCGUUUACUGAAGCAAGCAUAAACUCGUUUUACUCGUAUAUUAAGAGCUUUGUAGAGACUGCUCCAGAUCUAGUCUCAGUUGCAGGUAGUACUGAUCAGGCUUCGAUAAAGACCACCGACUCUGCGAACGGGGCUUUGCGACGUGGAAUACUAAUAGCGCCAACGCCGGCUUUGAUAGCUGCCAGGGCCGAAACUGAUCGUCAAUCGACGGAUAACAGCAUGACAUAUACUUCUGACUACAGCUGGAAGGGUGCCGUCUCUACUGCUUCAGCUUCCACUACGGCAUCGAGUAAUGCGGCGAUCGGUAGACUGAAACCACCUUCUUUACUCUGGCGCAUGUGGUACCCCGCGACUACCACCAAAAUCAUUCAUUCGAGAAGCUUCAGUGGGCCUGGUGAAGAGCCUGAGCAGGAAGACGAGGGGUUUUUCAAUAUCGAUGUAGAAGAUGAUGGGCCUACCAGGGUCAUUGCUAGUACGAAUGGAGUGGAAGAGGAGACGGCUGUUGCUACGAAGUUUGCGCAUAAGCAGGAGGAUAAAGAUGGCGAUGAUGAAGGUAUUGAUGCGAAGGAUGGAGACGAGGAAGAGGAAGAAGAGCUACUGGCUGAUGGGGAGAGGGUACCUGACGAAGAAGCUGAGACUGAUGAAGGAGCGGCUGGAGAUGACGAGACGCCUACGUCUACGAAGAGCAAGGCGUCGCACACCAAGACUGCGGUAGAUGAGGAAGAUGACAGCACGCCAACCACCGCCACAUCUGCGGACGUUGAGGAGAAGGUCCCAUCCACCAAGACGAAACCUGCAGAUGAGGAUGAUGACGCCGAGCCAACUCAAACUGCAGCCGAUGACGACGAAGAGAAGGCGACAUCCACCAAGACAAAACCGGUAGAAGAUGACGAUGAAACUACACCGACUUUCACUUCAUUCAAAGAUGUCGAGGAAAAGGCAACGUCUUCAAAGACAAAACAUGUACAACCGCCCUCCCCAUACGAACACAACCCAUAA